UACUUACUUUCUAUAUGUUUGUUACCAAGUGAUUGUGUUUGUUUACAGUUAGUGAAACGUGGGCGUGUUUCGUGAGUGUUUUGAGAUUAUUUCUAGUUUGAAGCGGGAUUAAAAAACAGGAAUGUCUGAUAAAGUUUUGCCGAUUGCUUUUUUGAACUUAGCGGGAGAAAUGAUAUAUGUGAUCAAGCAGCGCCUUGAAGCUCAAAAUAUAUCGGAAGAUAAAUCAUCUAAAGUUAUUCAAGAUAUUAUAAGUACUAUGCUGAAUGAUCAAUUCAUUGCUGAAUUAUUUAAACCUCAAAAAAUGUACUCCAGGUCUGCAAUGCAAUUUGUAUUUGAGAAAUUGGUCCAUUCAUCAAUUAUGAGGCUAAAUAGCAAUAGUAUGGGCAAGCUCUAUGAUUUAAUGUUGAUGGUCUUCAAAUACCAAGUUGUUAAUUGUCAUUGUCCUGAAGAGAUACUUCUUGUAACGUUGAACCAUUUUGAUGAAAUCAAAAUAUGUGCUAAAAUAUAUCCUGAUCUGAUGAAAAAAACUGAAAAACUUCAUUCCUUGCUUGUUUCAAACUACAAGGAUAUUCCUCAUGAAGAUUAUGAAUGUCUCUAUAACUGCAUUAUUGCAUUUUUGCAGGAUCUUAAUAUACGAGUAUCGGUACUAAUGAAGCUGGGAUACCAGUUGCCAAAUGGCGAAAUUAUUCAGCGAAAUGAUGUAACCACAAGAGAUGUUAAAUUUGUAAGGGAAGUUUCAGUUGAAGAUACUGAAGGCAUUUCACAUGGAAAGAAGCAAAUGAGUUAUUUCCCUCUCCACAGCCUUGCUUUUGAUGGUGAUAGGGGCACAGUGCUUGGAAAGAACAUCUAUGAUAAGUCAACUGCUGAGCACCAAAGAAAGGCAUCAAAAUCCAUCUUGUCACAGUCUGUUUCUAUCAUGGAUAACAUUCAGCGUAAUGGAUCAGAGAAUUUUCAAGCUGUGGAAGAACUUAGUCUUCUUGGUCGACUUAUUGGAAAGUGCACACAGGCAAAUCACAUUCCUGAGAUAACACUUUCCUGUGAUGAGGAUAUAGAAGAUGUCCAUAGCGCAGUAGUAAAAGACAGCUGUUCUUUUGUGAGCAUAGAUGCUUCUCAGAAAUGCCAAAAAGAAUUAGGUAGAAUUUCAAAUGAGCUUUUAGUUGAGAAUGACAAAAAAGAAAGUGAUAUUUUGGAGCUUUUAGACAUUGCUGAAAAUAUUAAAAUAGAGCAAUAAAAAUUUGGUACAUAAACAGAAUGUUCAGAAGUGCUUAACUCUGUAAAGUAUGGCUGGACAACAUUUUGAUGAAAUCGGAAUAUUCCAAAAGAAUAUUACUUGGAUCGUACAGAAAUGAUUGACACAACGGCUCUCACAAUGAAACUAUUAUGCUAUGCAACAGGGAAAACAAGUGAAACAGACACAAGGGGGCAUGAGCUACUUAUCAGAAUGCAUAAAUGGCGCUGGCUGCAAGCCGAAUGGUAUAACUCAGUGCAUGUCCCCUUCACCGCCAUCGUUGAAAGCGUGGACAGCAACGAUAGAAGGUGACUAUCACGGUCAGCGAUGGAUAGCAUGGUUCACAUGGAAGGAAGGGAUACAGAGUAGUGAGAUCCAUUGUUGCAUGGUGUCGGUGUGCAGGAACAAAGCACCCUCAAGGCAUCCUGUUGGUUGGCCAAGUUCAGCAAUGGAGUCAGCGCAGGAUGACCAACAACAUCGCAUACAGCAUGAAAUGUGGUAGCUCUGCUAGAUUUGAUCAUGGUGAACAGGCACAUAAUGUUCAACAGGAAGAGACAGUGUUGCGCAAGGAACAAUGCAAGUGAUUUGGAGAACAAAUGUGUGUGCUUCAUGCACUUGCACAACAACAGAGGGUGAAGCGUAUCGACAUUUGCAAAAAACUUAGUGCACUACACGAUGCUGAUCCGGAUGACUUCUUUGUCCGCCUGGUCAUGGGGAAGAGUCUUGGCUUUUGCACGACAUUCCCCUAGCUCCAUAGAGUGGAAAGCACGCAUGACGCCCACAUACCAAGAAACCUCUCUUUAAUUUUUAGCUAAUUGCAUCUCUUAUUAUUACAUAUGAUUUGCAAGUUAUGUUUGCAUAUUUUCCAUUAGCUUGACAUAACCUUUUAUAUCUUCUUAAAUUUCACAAGCAUGCAAACAUAUUAGUACUUUCUCUAGCCACCUAUAGUUACAAAAUUUCAAUGGCAGCCUUAUGCACACUCACUGUUGAAAAAUCUUGACAUGCUGGAGAAUCUUUGAAUAUAGUGCUCUUAAAAUAUAAGGUGUAUCCCAGCUUGUAGUGGAUGCUUUUUUACAGAAAACAUUGUUCAAAAUAUGAAAGCCACAACUACCAAUAGAUAUACAUUAAAUGCCAUAUUCCUUUUUCAAUUCAUGUUAGAAGGUUUCAUAUAACUUCCAGUUUAUGGCUGGACCAUUGAUACUAAUUUGUAGCACACUUUUUAACUGCCAUUUGAAAACUUCCAAAAAUAUUAGCAGCUGUUGUAAGUCCCAAGAAAACAGAGAACAAAAAUUGAGUUGCAACUUUAUUUUGGUCAAGCUGUCAAUAUCUGAUAUGAACAUCUAAUUGCUUUUAUUUAUUUAUUUAUUUUUUUGAAAAUUUUGUUUUACCUCAUCAAAUAAAGGUGGGAUAGCUUCUUAAAAUUCAUCAAACAUGACUCUGAAAAUAAAGUUUAAUCCAAAAUGGCUUUAUCUCACUACAAGUGUCUUGCUAUAACUCUGUCAGGGAGCAUACUUGAAAAAAGUUUACCAAUAUCACUGCUAGAUCUAUAAGAAUAAUGACUUGUCACCACUUUCAAACAGCACAAAAUUUCAUCAUACAAAACAUCUUUUGAAGCUCCAAUAGCAUCGUCAAAGUACUUGAAUUUUGCAAAGCACAGAUAACACCCAGGGAGCAGGAAGGUGCAACACUAACAGGAUUUAAUUUUGGGAAAUAGCUUGUUAUUCCACCAACAGCUGUAUUUUUCCUUUUCAGAAAUUUUUUAUGCUUGCCACCUAGAAAUAAAUUGAAUUUAUUGUACAUUUAUUUAUUUUUCCACUCAUAUUUAAAUAAUUUAACUCAAAAUUCUGAACAUUUUCUAAAGUCUCAUUAUAUGAUAGUUUUCUUGUAACAGAUGAUACAAAGUAUUUUAAGUAAAAAAAAAAAAAAAAAAAAAAAAAGCAAUAUUUCUGAAAUCAGAGGACGGAAAUUGCUUCAUGUAGUCGCUUAACUAACCAACAUGCUCGGAAACUGCCAAUUGCUGGAUAAUCGAGUGUAACUGGAAAAAGAGGGGGGGGUAGAUUGUAGCUGUUGUUUUAUAUUUAUCCGCUAAGUAAUGCUUUUGACAUUUUGAUAUGUGUAUUCAAUAUCAUUUUUAAGACUAUUUCUGUAUCUUUCGUAACGUCACAAUAUUUAGAAUACAAAACAUCAUGAAGAUCUUAAUUUAACAUUCAGUAAGUAACAAAUGUUGCUCUUGAUUUAAAAAAAAAAAAAAAAAAAAAAAAAA
Molecule: messenger RNA, 3491 nt
Organism: Stegodyphus dumicola
Lineage: Eukaryota; Metazoa; Arthropoda; Arachnida; Araneae; Eresidae
Gene: OSCP1
Product: Organic solute carrier partner 1
Biological process (GO): transport
Cellular component (GO): plasma membrane; cytoplasm
Source: RefSeq, a predicted model, not a curated record